Molecule: messenger RNA, 1107 nt
Organism: Periconia digitata
Lineage: Eukaryota; Fungi; Ascomycota; Dothideomycetes; Pleosporales; Periconiaceae
Source: the annotation of a GenBank genome assembly
CAGAUGCGCAGUGCAUUCUUUGCUCAUACAACCCUCAUCUUCGACUUGCACAACCCGACUAGCGACCAUAUCCCAGGUUAUCGCUCACAGCUAUCUACAUACCGUAACGAAAGCAUCAUGGAAUUCCCUCAAUUUAUUCUCGGUGCCUCGCAAUUCGGCGCCACCUGGACCGAACAGCAAGCCGUUGAGCUCGCUCCAACUGCAAAGGACGCUCAAAUCACCCGCCUCGACACCUCCCCCAUUUAUCCAAUGCACAAUCAGGGCGCGUCUGAGAAAUACAUUGGCGCAGGUUCCUAUGCCUCCAAGGGCUUCAAAAUCGACACGAAAGUGCUGUUUGCUGCCGAUGGGAAAGGACAUAUCACGCCUGAAGCAGUCGAGAAGUCCAUCACUGCUAGUCUGGAGCGAAUAGGGGUGGGAAAGCUAAACGUAUUCUACGUCCACGCACCAGACCACACCACCCCCAUCGCCACGCAAGCCGCCGCAAUGGACGCCCAACACAAAAAAGGCCGCUUCGCACACCUCGGAGUUUCAAACUUCAGCAUCGCGAUGCUGCAGGAAUGGCUCGAUGUCGCCGACGAAAAGAACUACGUCAAACCCACCGUUUUCCAAGGCCACUACAAUCUUCUCAACCGCACAUACGAGAAAGAGCUGUUCCCCUUUCUCAAAAAACACGGCAUCGAAUUCGUCGCGUACAGUCCGCUUGCAGGUGGUUUCCUAACCGGAAAACUUACCUUGGCAAAGGACGAGGAAGAGCUGAAAGGAACGAGGUUCGAGGUCGCGCAGACGAAUAUCCCGGGCAUGAUCUAUAGGAAUUGGUUUGAUAAGCCUUCGAUGCAUGAUGCUGUUCGGAAACUGGCAAAGGCGUGUGAGCCGCAUGGGGUUUCUGUUGCUGAGGCUAGUGUUCGGUGGUUGGUGUUUCAUUCGUCGUUGGUUGGGUGGGAGGGGAGUGGUGUGAUUAUUGGACCGAGUAGGCUUGCGCAGUAUGAGAUGUAUAUCUCUUCUAGGUCUCAGGGGAAGCUGCCGGAGGAUCUCGUUGGAGAGAUUGAAGGGUUAUGGGAGGGGGUAAGGGAGGAUGCUGCUUCGAUUGUGGAUUUUGGCGGGAAGUAG